Molecule: messenger RNA, 2184 nt
Organism: Phoenix dactylifera (date palm)
Lineage: Eukaryota; Viridiplantae; Streptophyta; Magnoliopsida; Arecales; Arecaceae
Source: RefSeq, a predicted model, not a curated record
UGGCGUGGCAACUAUAGAACUUUGGCAACUAUUUCUUAUUUGUUGUUACUGCAAGAUCCUCACUUCUUUCAUGAUUUAACUUGCAGUGUGAUUGCUAAUAUGAUUUUGUUUUUGAACGUGCCACUCAUGACAUUAUGUUGAUAGGUGAGGCAUGUGGUUUGGGACAAUCUGAUGUUACGAUUUUUGGAUGCAAUCCAUACAAUUAAUUUGCUGUCCAGAUUGCGUUACAUAUAAACUCGUGGGUCCAACACAAAUUGGAAUAACAAGAACUCAGGUUGCGUUCUGGCUAGCGCAGAGCUCGCAGCAGUACUAAUGCAGCAUACGAUUUCCUUUUCUUUGUAGCAAAUGAUUGUGAUAUUUCUAUACUUAAAGCUGGAGACUGACAUGAAAUGGGGUUAUUCCAUGUCCCCAUGCUCGAGCAGUCAAAAGCAAAAAAAAAAAAAAAAAAAGACCCACAUUGAAACUAGCAGUUCUCCUGACGUCCUUCACGGUUUAAUCCAAACAAUUCCCCUCUCCUUCUCCACUUUGUUAGUUGGGGAUCGUACUACGUCAACACGAAGUAACAGCCGUGGGAAAUGGAAAAGGUAAAAGGCCGAGCGAACAUGGCUACUGUAGCACGAUGCUCCUUGUUCCAUUCCUUGAAUGAGAGAACGAGUUCACGGGCCUUGAGAACAUCUCGUCAUGUUCUGCGCCUCUGUAUCCUUCUAACUUUGUACCAUUCAAACUCACUCUCCUAUCAGGCUUUCAGACACAACCACCAUUACUUGCUUUCUCUUCUUGCACCAUAAUGAGGCAGGAGGAGGGGGAGGAGGGACAAAAUCUCUCAGGAGAGAUAGAGAUGGAGAAGGGGAAGGAGAAGCAGGAGGCAGCCCCUGUCUCUGCAAUGCCGCUCCCAAAGUCCCCGUCCUUCUUAAACCCAGAAGAACCGGGAACAGAGGCUGAUCGCUUCCAGCAAGCUCUACUGGAACUGAAGGACCUGCGCUCUCAACUCCACCAGGCAGCAGAUUACUGCGAGAAUACGUUUCUAAAGACCGGGCAUGGAACAAUAGAGUUGGAGAACACAAAGAGCUACAUUUGUCAUGCAAUCGUAGCUGUGGUCGAUCAUCUGGGCAAUGUUUCCUCCAAGCUUGAGCACCAACUCCAGGGCAAUAUCGAGGUUUUGCAAACAGAGCAAAAGAUUGAUUGCUUAAAACAGAGGCUUCUCACAUGUCAACAAUAUGCUGUAAGUCUCAAGCUCUCUGCCGUGCGAUGGAGUGCCAAGUUGCCACGGCAUCACCAGCAUUAUCUCUCACCAUUGGCUCAGCAUCCUGAAAAGUCGAGUGGUAUCUCCAGAAAUGAGGCUGCUGAUAAAAAGGCAUCUGAAACACCUGGUAAGAAAGAUCAGUUGGCAGUGGCCAUUUGUCCUCCGGUCUCUGUUGCAGGUGAUAGUGUCAAGCUUCCAAAUUUGGGUUCAGGAAUAACAUCCAGCACAGCUAUCCCAGUUCUUGAAGGCCCAUCUAUACUUUCAAAGCCAUCCAAUUCUUCAUUUGGGUCCUACACGGAUGAUGUUCAUCUUCUGCUUGGUGGGGACCAGAAGAAGAAGUCCCUGCAAGGGAUUAAGUUCUUGUCAUUUCUACGGACGAGUGCAAGAAGUCAUAGAAAAGGAUGGUGACAAUAUUUUUAAUCAAAAACAUAGAACUCUAGUUUGCGGACAUAUUCCUUUUUACUGCUUUUACAUAUAGCUAAAACAUGUUUAUGAUAUAUGGUGCAGAAGUUUUGAAGAAUUUGGAUCCAUGUUCGACUCAACAAAAUGAAUGAUUCUAUUUUCUUUUCUAUCGAGGCACCUUUUUUUUGAGAGAGAGAAAGGAAUGGAGACCCACCUGCACUAAUCAUCCAGGUUCAGUUUUUUGGGAUGCAUCAUCCAAGAAUCGAACCCGGAGCUUCUGGAUGCUAAGCAGAGGGGUGCGAGUCUUGCAGCCACUGGGACGAGCCCCAGUUCACUUUCUGCCAAUGCAUGGAUCAAAUACUAAGAAGCAUCUCUGGGACCUGCUAUCCCAUGUUUCUUAUGCCUAAUUCCUGUCCUAAACAAGUGCGAUUCCAGUCUCUGUAAGUGAAUAACUGCCCCAUACCAAUUAGCUUGGAAAGAAACUCUAGCCUAAUGUAAUGUUCCAUCUAUUUUGCUGAAAGUAAUUAAAUUGUCUCAGA